AUGACAUCGCCCAGCCAAGAAGAAGCGGCGUCGUCGCUGCAUAACCUCAAAUCGUGGUGGAGCGCAUUUGCGCGCCCACUGCCACAGCGAGAGGAGCGUCUGGAACCAGGAACAUCUCUGUUUGGUGCACCUUUGCACCUUGCAUUGAAGCACUCGAGUGUGGGCAUUAGCUUGGCCAACAAGGAGGGUGAUCCGUAUGUUUGGGGGUACGUUCCUGUCCUGGUCGCCAAAAUCGGCCUGUAUUUGAAACGAAAUGCAACCGAUGUUGAAGGCGUGUUCCGCAUUGCUGGCUCGGAGAAGCGCAUGAAAGAAUUGCAAACUCAAUUCGACACGCCGCCACUGUACGGCAAGAAUGUGGACUGGACUGGGUACAAUGUGCACGACGCAGCGUCUUUGCUGCGCCGCUUUUUGAACUCCAUGCCGCAGCCAGUGAUUCCAAAAAACAAGUACCGCGACUUUCGCAAUGUCCUGUCGCGCUCCGAGGACGAUAUGGACGGUGCGAUUAGCCAGUACCGUGCCUUGAUUCUGUCGUGCUCGCCCGCGAAUCAGUACUUGCUCCUAUACAUCUUGGACUUGCUUGCCGUGUUUGACAGGAAGUCUGACACAAACCUCAUGAACGCAAACAAUCUUGCGAUCCUAUUCCAGCCGGGCUUGCUCAACCAUCCUUCUAUCAAGACCAAAGAAGACCAUACACUGGCCGUGCGCGUGGUUGAAUUCCUCAUCACACAGCAGGACAAUUUUGUCCUUGCGCUCUGCUCGCCGCCACCGGCGAAUGUGCGGCCCGAGGAACUCACGGAAGGCGCACCGCCGCUGGACGCGGGAGAAUACACUAUUAUCCCGUCGGAUUCCGACGAGGACCUGGGAAAAAUGGAGGCGCACGUCGGUGGUGGGGCGUUUCUUGCAAGGACCAAGCCCGAGCAGCAGCAGCAACAGCAGCAGCAGCAGCAGCAGCAGCGGCGUAAACGGCUCUUGCAGCGCGGCGAUCGACCUCUGCAUCCCCCGCCACCUACCAAGGAGCAGUUCACGCAGUAUGUCGUGCCGAAUCACGACGCUGCGCAGUCAUCGCCCAAGCCGAAGCGCGAUAGAAAGGUUCACGUCCGUACGCGCUCCAGUUCACAUUCCGAGCCGCAUAUCCGACGAACUGUUUCUCCAAUGACGCCCGACGAAAGUGCGAUUAAUUCACCCGGGCCUUCCACGACGGCGCAUACAAGAUUCAAGGGCUCAGACUCCCUCUCGCCUCCUGUGGUGCCCACGCGUCCCAAGCUCGGACCGCGCUCGGCCUCGGCGACCAGCUGGAUGGAGACGGUGCCCAGCGCAAAGGUUCCUUUUCCGAGCCCCUUGUCCAGCGAGCAACAGUAUUAUUUCGAGUCUUUGCGUUCGCCAGCGACAGCGCCAGAGGAUGCACGCGAAGCUGCGCCUAUCAGCGAGCAAGAGAAUGUACAGCUUCCUUAUCCUCUUAACCAGGGUCUCUCUGGCUUGGGGCCCGUAAUCGAACCUUCCGACAAGUCGGCGCACGAAGCGCCGCAAGCGCCGACAGAUGAUGCACAUGCAAGAGAGCCUGCCGUCUCGACGCAGGUCGCACAGGCCGAACCACGCCCAGUGCCUCAGACGCCUACCGUGGAAAUCGAAGCGGCUUCGCCACAAGCAGAAGAGCCCGACGCUGUUUCCACUACGGAGAAGUCCGAGCAUAUGCCGUUGGCGGGAGACGAGCCUGCGCCAGAAACAGUGCCUGCGCCAGAGUCUGCGCCAGCGCCAGAAACAGUGCCAGAAACGUCAGAGCCUGCGCCAGAGUCAGUGCCAGAGCCUGCGCCAGAGUCAGUGCCAGAGCCUGCGCCGGAGCCAGAGGAAUUGAUUGCGCGCCUGCGGGAUGCAUCGAUUUCCGCGUCCAACGAAGGCUAA
Messenger RNA from Malassezia vespertilionis, 1899 nucleotides. It is a transcript of the gene SAC7, whose product is annotated as GTPase activating protein (GAP) for Rho1p. The transcript has a single exon. Gene Ontology annotation, cellular component: cell cortex. Bases 1 to 1899 code for a protein of 632 amino acids. NCBI's taxonomy places the organism in Eukaryota, Fungi, Basidiomycota, Malasseziomycetes, Malasseziales, Malasseziaceae. Gene Ontology annotation, biological process: signal transduction; regulation of fungal-type cell wall organization; activation of GTPase activity. The record is from RefSeq and is a predicted model, not a curated record. Gene Ontology annotation, molecular function: GTPase activator activity.